AUGACGAGCACUACUGUAGGCGACGCGCUAGACGGACGCAAGCGCAGCGCUGUCGAGAUGGCUGCAACCGAUGUUCCUUCCGAUGAUCGUCCAUGCAACAAGCGAGCCAGAAUGAACGACAGUGCUCCAUCCAACAAGCGAGUUGUGAGAUACCUGGAAGACGAUAUCAUCCAGGAAGAAACCGAUGAAGAGGCAGAGAGAUUUGCUCGACAAUGCAUCGCAGAUCUGGAAGAAGUUGAGUGGCAGCAUUUGCGUGCCUCAUAUCAAGAGCGAAAGAGACAUCAUCGGGAACAACGCAACAUGUGGUAUGAAGAAGAUCAUCUGGAUCAAGACCGUUCAUUGGAAAAAGAUGGUGAAGAAAUGCCGAAUAGGUUUUCAUUUUUCCACUACAGUGUAAACGACACUGAAGCACUCGAGCGAACCCAGGACGAAAUGUAUGACAACGAAUCUACUGGAAGCGAAGAUGAUUAUAUAAUAUUUGAAGAAGAUCUGGGGCAAGACCGUUCCUUCGACAACGACGACGACGGCGUGGACGUGGAAGACGAAGACGACGAAGUGUGGAGUUUCGAAGGCAUUGGGCGACAGUCCGACCCCAAGUGGGCUGGGCCCUUCAUUGACCUUGCUACGGUGUCUGCUGAAGAAGAGGCAGAAUACGAGGCCUGCAGCUUCCGUGGUGAUGAUAAUAGAUUCAUGCUGAUUGACGCUCCCCAGUCAGAGUCCUUGGACGAUUGGGAACGAUACUAUCGACUGAAAGCAAUUCACAUUGCCAAGUUCAAGUACGACAUUGUAGUGCGUGGAGUUGAACGUCCCUAUGACGAAGAAGAGUUGAAGCACGGUCUAGGCCUGCCACGCACUGAACGAUUAUAUUUUCCCCCAAUUGAUCUAUCGACAGUUACUCCGGAAGAAGAAGAGGAAUACAUGUCGUACGAGUAUACUCCCUACAAACGGCCAAUCAUGCUGAUUUAUGGUACGACUCUUAGUGAUGAGGACCGAUGGGCAAAAAUGGAUAGAAUGGGGGGCAUUCACCGUGCUAAGCAUCUCCAGUACCUGCACGGCGAGGCGUAA
Seminavis robusta is the source of this 1065-nucleotide messenger RNA. Lineage: Eukaryota; Bacillariophyta; Bacillariophyceae; Naviculales; Naviculaceae. The record is from the annotation of a GenBank genome assembly.